Miniopterus natalensis is the source of this 7977-nucleotide messenger RNA. It is a transcript of the gene STX16, whose product is annotated as syntaxin 16. Lineage: Eukaryota; Metazoa; Chordata; Mammalia; Chiroptera; Miniopteridae. Gene Ontology annotation, biological process: intracellular protein transport; vesicle-mediated transport; vesicle fusion. Gene Ontology annotation, molecular function: SNARE binding; SNAP receptor activity. The record is from RefSeq and is a predicted model, not a curated record. Gene Ontology annotation, cellular component: membrane; endomembrane system; SNARE complex.
UGUGGCAGUGGAGGAGCAGGCAGCCCAGAAAGAGAAAGGGUCAGGAGGUCGGGCCUGGGCCUCAGCAGGCUCAGACAAGGCCCAAGAAGGCAGCACCAGGCGUCCUGGAGUUCAGGGCCCUGGCCUCGAUCGUUUGCCCAAAGAGGGCCUAGGCCAGUUCCCUAGUGGGGAAACUGAGUCAGACCCAGGCCUCAGGGCACGGCCCAGACGCGAGUGUGAGCCAAGUUAGGGACAGGGGGCCAGGACCCUCGAGGGUCUCCGAGACUAAGGGGGGUAGGGGGCUUCAGGGCUUCUCAGUCCAGAGCUGGAUUGGCGAGUUAGACGCUUGUAGAUCCAAAGUUGGAUUGGGGAGGGGUCUCUGGGACGUUGGCUAGCUAGGCAAGGAUUGGGGGGAUUUAAGUGCUUAGAGAUCGAAGGCAGUCUUGAGUAGGGGGAGUCAGACAAUUGGAAAGCCUAGGUGGUUAUUUGGGGAGGGGUCUUCGCGGCUUGGCGAAGUGCAGAGCUGCUCCUGUCUGGCUCGAGGUCUGAGGCCUUACGAGAAGCUUCUGUGAAGGGUGGGCCGACCAGGCCAGGCCAAGAGAAAGAAAGUGAACAAAUCAGGAAUAUAAGUGGGCGGGGGGCCCCUGAGAGGGGGGUCACAAAGGGUGAGACAUGGCCACCAGGCGUUUAACCGACGCUUUCUUGUUGUUGCGGAAUAAUUCCAUCCAAAACCGGCAGCUGUUAGCCGAGCAAGUGAGUAGUCACACCACCUCCAGCCCUCUGCAUUCACGUAGCAAUGCUGCGCUUGCCGACGACCGGAUGGCUCUGGUGUCCGGCAUUAGCUUAGACCCAGAAGCAGCGAUUGGCGUGACAAAACGGUUACCUCCUAAAUGGGUGGAUGGAGUGGAUGAAAUCCAGUACGAUGUUGGCCGGAUUAAACAGAAGAUGAAGGAAUUAGCCAGCCUACAUGACCAGCAUUUGAACAGACCCACCCUGGAUGACAGCAGUGAGCAAGAGCACGCUAUUGAGAUAACCACCCAAGAGAUCACACAGCUCUUCCACAGGUGCCAGCGUGCUGUGCAGGCUCUGCCCAGCCGGGCCCGCAGGACCUGCUCGGAGCAGGAGGAGCGGCUGCUCCGCAACGUGGUGGCCUCGCUGGCGCAGGCCCUGCAGGAGCUGUCCACUGGCUUCCGGCACGGGCAGGCCGGCUACCUGAAACGCAUGAAGAACCGAGAGGAAAGAUCCCAGCAUUUUUUUGAUACAUCAGUGCCACUGAUGGAUGAUGGAGACGACGAUACUCUCUAUGAUCGGGGUUUCACGGAUGACCAGCUGGUGCUGCUGGAGCAGAACACGCUGAUGGUGGAAGAGAGGGAGCGGGAGAUCCGCCAGAUUGUGCAGUCGAUUUCUGACCUAAAUGAGAUAUUUAGGGACUUAGGAGCAAUGAUUGUAGAGCAGGGCACGGUCCUUGAUAGAAUUGACUAUAAUGUUGAACAGUCCUGUAUCAAAACUGAGGACGGCUUGAAACAGCUUCACAAGGCAGAGCAGUAUCAAAAGAAGAAUCGGAAGAUGCUUGUGAUUUUAAUAUUAUUUGUCAUCAUUAUUGUCCUCAUUGUUGUCCUCGUCGGCGUGAAGUCUCGCUAAGCGGCCUGGGGUCUGUGUGUGCCUCAUGGAUCCGGGGCGAGGGGCUGGGCCGCCGGCUGCCUGUGGAGGGGCCGGGCUUCGCGUGGGCCCCAGCGUCUCGUGGACUCCUCCGUACGGUGCCGAAAUGAGGGGAGCGGGCUUCUGUUUUUCCUUCAUUGUUGAGAAUUUAAAGACCUUGGUACUGCUGCAGACUAGAGAUGGAGUUCUGUCAUCAGUUAUAAUAUAUUUUAGAAAGAGAAAAUGAGUGGAACGUUUACAGCACUCCACAAGCUGUUCGAUAUUAUUGUGAAUAAGCUAUUUUUCUUAGCAAUCAUGUCUGAGCAGCGUGUUAAAAUCAUUUUUGGGGGGAAAAUUUUGAAAACCAUCUGGUUUUUAAGGAUUUGGUACCAAAAAUUUAUGGAUAGAGGCAAAAAUGCCUCUUCAUCUUUCUCUCGAUAUUUUGCAGUUGAAAACAAACUGAGAAGUCCUUUAAGAAUUUAUAAUCCGUUCUCCAUUACCUUAAUUUCGCUUUUCCAUCACUGUUAAUGAUCAGAGUAACAAAGUGUGAAAAAUAAGAAACCAUCAUUGAUGUUAAUUAACACAUUUAGAUGGGCCAGUUAAAACAGCCUCAUAAGUUUAAAUUAAUAGUAAAUGGAGUAUUCCUCAUCUAAAAUUUGUACACUACAUUUUCUACUGUAAACCAAAAGGAGUUGCUGAGCAAAACCACCUAAAUUUAAAAGUUGGUGAUUUGAACUAACCUCACAUUAAAAGGAAGCUUGGCAGUGUUGUGAAAGUCACCGGCAUUGGCCAGUGUGUCCCUGUGCGCGUCCCCAGCCAUCCUCGCUCAAUCCAUUGCUCAUAUACUAACUACAUAAUGACCUGUUCAAACCAGCCACCAUUUAAUGAACUGUGAAUUUACACAGAGGCCAUUCUAAAUGGGUCACCCCAUUUGGGUCUCAAAUUAUUAACCAAACAUCACUCCAUUUCAAAGUAAAAUAUUCCACCAGAGGUGUGAUUUAUUGGCUCUCACGUUGCUACUUAACAUGCCCAGAAAAUAGGCAUGUUCCUGCAGGUGGUGAAAAUCAGGACCAGUCAGUCCUUCGUUUGCAUGAGUGCAAAUCAGAUCGCCAAAGCCAGGCUUUGUCGUGUCCUUCCCUGUUGUCAAUAUGGUGCUCAAAUACAUCCCUGAACUGUAGUCAUGUGGAAAGUGAUGAUGGCUUUGCAAACAGAAGUGUUUAUGUUUCAGUUGCUCUUGAGACACAAGUAUAGUGUUAAUGGUCUUUGUAUAAUUUUUGAUGGCUUUUCCAUUGUUUUUACCUCUGAUGUGCUACAUUUUAUUUGGACCAGUCACAUAAAAUGCUUCUGUAGAAUUUGACUUUGCAGUUGUUGCUAGAAAUUUAAACCCAAGUCCAGAGAUUCAAGUCGCCCCAGUAUUUUCUUUCCAGGUUGUUGAUUGCGCCAGGGAGCCACCAGUUUUAUUACAGCUGUGCCGUAGAAUAACCUGCAGGUCUCCCUGGCCCUCCAGGAAACAGCAUGUUCCCUGACCAACAAGUCUUUAUUAGGAAAGAUGGCCAGAGAGCGAGAGUUCAGCCCUCUGAUCCUCCCUGAAAUGGGCUUCUACAGAGGUUAUGAGUAGCUGUAGGCAGCCUUUCUCAUUCCAGACAGCCAUACCCCAGCUGCAGUGCCCUGCCGCAACAGACCCGCCACUCCUAGGAGUAGGGCUGUUCAGCCCAGGGGCUUCCCUCCCCGAGGGUCUCUUUAUGGGAAUACUGGAUCACCAUUAAAGCUUUUAAAGCUGUCUUAACAAUCCUUUCAGAAAGGAUCGCUGUUUAUUUAUAUUUAUUUUCAGUGAAUAGGAUGAUUGGGAUUGGUUUUUGUCUCUCAACCCAUUUGGGUGAAAUCAUGAAUCUGAUUAGAAUUGGAGUUAAGGAUCUCACUGGGAUGGGGGGGCCGUCCAUUCUGACUGAAAGCAGGACACUGCCAGCUAAAGCCACCUCUGCCCCAGAGUCUGUGCCAACUUGCUGGGCUCCUCAGAAUACUGUAUUUUUCUGUUGAGCCUUUCCUGGGGGAAGAUCAGCAGCACUGGGGCAGUGAGAGAAGCUUAGUCAAUGACCCUUAGUGCCCUGUAGCCUCAGGGUCAUUCUCCUCCCCUCCCCGGCCACCCAAGGACUCAGCUCCUUUCUCUGUGGGAAGGCAGGGCCCUUGGUCUCACCAUGAGACAAGGGCCAGCAGGGACACCUGCCCCUCUACGUGCUCCCUGUGGCUCUGUUGGCCUGGGUGCGAGGAUUAAUGGGAAUGUUCACUGUCAGGUCUCCAGAGCUCCUGAUCUUCCUCUAGAUUGUGGCUGAAAUCUACUCUCUCUGGUUUUAUUAAUUUGGGGAUGGGGGGUGGCUUUGCCACGGGCGCAAAGCCGUGUAUGUCUAAUGGAUUGGCGUCUCCUACUAAUUGAGAGAGCUUUAUUUAUUUGUUUUGACACAGUGCUUUCAGUGUUGUAUCCUGGCUAAUGGCUUCCUAAAGGUAAUGAAACCCUCCCAACCUAAUUGGUCAGAUAAGACUUUUUUUCUUGUGUGCUUAAAUAAAGCAAUUAGUGAAGUGCUUCUAUCCAACAUGCCUUUUUUUGUCCUGUUUAAAAACUAAUUUACUGUUAUUGGAAACUUUUUGUAUAAUAAAGCAAUCGUGAAGAUUAAACAACAUCCUGCAAUCCUAGUAUUUUAACAACAGGGUUCAUGUUUUCUUCAAAUGCAUUUAGCGGAUGAGAAGGAUUAUUUGGGCUGACCACUGUUUUGUACCUGAGGCCUUUGCCUCAAUGUCUGAAGGUCCAUCUAUCUAGUGGACACUUCCAAAGGGACCAAUGUCUUUGCUGUCCAGUAGACAAAAAGGCAGAUAGUUAAUUUUCUUAUGAAAAUCUAUGCUUUACAUACAUACCAAGAACCAUUUGCAGAUCUUCAAAUAAAACUUUGUGUACUUGUUGAGAAGUAAUUCUUACAUACAGGCUCCAGGAGACUUAAACUUCUAAUGACUUUGACCAUUUCCUAUCCUGUUAUACUGAAAACCUCAGGGAUAGUGUUCUCCAGUUGAACUCAAAGCUAGGACUGUAUUUCCCCUCAAAUGUCUGUGUCCCCUCCUCCAAGGCCAGGAUGGUUCUUUGUCAGCGAAGCACUGCUUUUACCCGCCUGUGCCCGACAUGUUAUCGAGGCGCCUGUCUCUUUGGUUAAACACCAGAGCCCAAGUGUACAAAAGCAGGAACUGUCAUUCCGAGUGGUCACCUUGGUGAGCUGGGUGCUGUACCCCACAUGGCUGCUGGUCUUGUGGCUGUUCUCACCUGCUGAGCCUGUUGAGGUUGAGGGGCCAUAGCACGGAAACACCUCCUCUUACUAUGCCCUCCCCUCAUUUUUAGCUAGAUAUUACAUCCCCCCAACUUUUCACAAAAAUCAAAUCCACUCAAAGGACAAGCAUGCCCCAUAGGCUUCAAGAACAUUCUAGACUAGCCAUAGCAUUGAAGAUCUCCAUCCUGUUCAGGUCAGCUCUGCAGGUUGUGUGUAUUUCUUGCAGGUAAACUCCCAGGCUUUUCCCAACUGAGUUUAUGGUGGCCCCCUCUUGAAAUAGUGUUAUAAGUGUGUGCAGGGGCAACCACACACAUUGCCUGUUGAGCAGAGAGCUGGAGACUUGAGGCUUGACUUUCAGGUGUGACGGGAAGUGGGGGUCUUUGGAUAGUUCCUCCGGAAUGCCCAGGCGACUGUAGAACAGACUGGGUAUAGGUUUAUCCUGCUGACUAGGGAACACCCUUUAAGAACUCUGGUCAUAACCCAAAGUUGGAGUAACCUAGAACUCUACCUCGUCUGUCUGUUGUAGCUGCCACCCCCCCCCCACUGAACCAGUCACCUGGCCUAGCAUGGUCUGUCUCUACAUUUGAAAGCAUGGCAUGUUAUUCUACAUGCUGGCUUCAUUUCAAUCAUCAGGUCCCUUACUCUAGUCAAAGUGUGGGAGCCACACAGAGAGACUUGGUUCACAUGGCUUCAUGGAGGAGACGGUUAUUAGUUCAUGCAGGAAAUACCGGACAGUGGUUCGGUGCUGCUAAUUCGUUACGAAUUAUCAAGUUUCCAUCUCUUCUAAAACUUGGUUAGACAAAUGUGUUUCAUUUGAUGUUGGCUACAUUUUGGGGCUUAGCACUGUGCCUACAUGUAAAUGUGGGCCUCAAGUGGUAGAUUUCUGCACGUUAGGCCUUAAAAACUAAAUUUUUUCCAAAUUCCCUUGACCACCCAGGUGCCAACUCUUACCUUGCUGCCUGAUGUUUUUGUUUAGUUUUGUUUUGAAAUUGAGGGCAAGUAACCCCUUCAAAAUGAUGGGAAUUAGAGCAAACCAGUGAGGGUUCUGGUGGUCAUGCAGAAAGACUUCCAGCUAGUCAGAGAGAGGCUCAGAUCUAGGACUCGGGGUUGGUGGUGGUAGCCGUGGUCCCUGUGCCCUGCACCCGUGACAUCAUUGUACCAGUCGACAGUGAAGUCUUCUUACAACUUAGGAACAUGCUAUACAGUCAGAAGGCAGAGACUUGUAAACAGUUACCUGGCCAGUGGAGGCAAACGAAAACAAUCAUUUGUCCAGUUGUCCUCACGAGCUCUCUGGACUGUCCUAAAUGCUCAGGGUAAUUGUGUGGGCCAGCACUUGAGCCCAUCGUCUGGGUAAAAUGGACCAUUUCAAGGAAACUGCAUUCAACACAGUGUACAUUUAGACCAGGCUUAGUUAGAAGAGACUGCUGGGCUUAGUGUUUUCUGCUUGUCAGCUAUUAUUCUAGAAUUGCUUUUAGCUAAUCAUCCAAAUUCCACCAUUAGUAAUCACUAUUUCUCUCGUUUUGUAAAAACAUGUCAUAAUGGAGGCAAAAGGGCUCUGGUUUGCAUCAUUUGGUCUCUUUCUUGAAGGAAGAGCUAAAGGAAUCAGAUAUUUUUUAACGUGGUGUUCUGACUUAGGACACCGUAAAAGGCCUCCAUGUUCAUCAACCGUUAUAAAGAGAACACCUCCCCCUAGGCAUCCCCCUUUCCAGACGAGGCAGCAGAGCCCCGCGAGCGGGCUUGCCAAGGUCACACGGCCGGCGUAACCCCGGCGGGAACUAGAAUCCUCCCUCUCUCAUUUCCAGACCAGUGCUGCUCUUGCCAUUUUAAUUGUUCAUUUCUUUGCAUAAAAUUAAAUGACCUUCUUCAAGAAAGAUUUAAUGGUCAAGAUGUGAUUUGGUAAAAGCUUCCUCAAGGAUUUUUUUCCCUAUUACAAAGAUGAGACACGACCGAGGCUGAGAGGUUUGCAGACAGUGGUAUGUCAUUAUCCCUAGCUCAGUUUUUCGUGUAAUUGGUGCGAAGAGAUUGCUGCUGAUGACUAAGCCUGCCACUGAGCGGAAAGGAAUGAUUCCUUCGUGACGUGACUUGGUGUGCGUACGUGGGCAUUUGUGGUUGUUUAAAAAAGGUAUAUGUUAUGCACAAAACGCCUACCAAGAUGGAUCGUGUCAUUUUAACAUUGUAAAUAGUAAAAACAUAGUCCUGAGCAAAAGUGAUUUUACAGUUGCCCACGAACGUAGCACUUUGUUCCCACACUGUGCCAUGGCUAGAAAUUGAUUUUUUUUAAAUCCAAUUAAGCCUCAAGGUUGGUUAUCCAUUUAAAAGGUCGGCCGAGUUAAACAAUGACAGUACCUUCAGUUCAUGCUAAUAAUUAAAUGUACACAGAACUUCAGCUCUUACAUCGUGCCUCGCGCAGGCAUACAUCAUGUGUUUUGCACAGCAAGGGCUGUGGAAGUCCCCAGCCACGGUGCGGGUACCCCAGCAUAUCAUGACCCCUGACUUGGUAAAUCUCCCGGCUGGCUGCCAUCCCCGUCGCUCUAUCCCCUCCAAUUUCUGCAGUCCACCCCGGAGAGCUCUGGUCCUGACAGACAACUGUCCCCCUCACCUCCCGUCCUCCCUUUUCUAUGGCCCCAAGAGUAUUGGGAAAUGGAAAGUAGACUCUCAUUUAAAGACACAAAAGAGGGGAACUCGUGGUAUACACACUAGGUUUCACAGGAUGCCAGAGUUCGUAAUGUAGCAAGUCACGUUUUAAAAAUAGCACUUGACACUGUGUUCCCGGGUGUUAGGAAAAAGACUUCAGAAUGUCUUCUGUGGUUCUCAUAGGUGAUGUGUAUGUACGUGCUGCCGAAUUUGCAGAUCUCAGGAGAGCCAGGGACGGGCCUGAUUGGAACCUGUCCUUACUCUGUUCAAUUGGGUUAGAAUGCCCCUCAAGCUUUAUAAAUCAUCGAGAAGGGAUCAGUGGUCUUAUUUCCAAUCUAGCAUUUUAACUUGAAUUGUAAUAUAAGUAAGAUUGUCCCGUUUUAGUACUUUUCAUCCGUAACUCUGAACCAGCUGAAAA